AUGCUGCGCAAGAUUUCUUUUUAUUGCACUGACAUAGCAAAAUCAAUAGAAGCUCCGGUUUUCCAUGUGAAUGGAGAUAACCCGGAAGCUGUGAGUUUUGCUGCAAGUCUGGCGAUGGAAUAUAGGCAAAAAUUCAAAAAGGACGUAGUGAUUGAUAUAAUAUGCUACCGCAAAUACGGCCAUAAUGAAGGCGAUGAACCUAAUUUCACUCAGCCACUUAUGUAUAAGCUGAUAUCAAAACAUAAAACUCCUGGAACAUUGUAUGAAGAAAAAUUGACUGUAGAAAAAGUAUUAGAUGACGAUGAAGUAAAUAAAUUGCGCAAAGGAAUAGGAGUGCGUUUAUCAGGACAAGAUUCUGGUCGUGGAACUUUCUCGCACCGUCAUUCAAGGCUUAUUGAUCAGACAACAGAAGAAGCGUUUAUUCCGCUAAACAAUAUAAAUGAAAAGCAAGCUCACUUUGAGGUCAUAGAUAGCGCUUUAUCAGAGUAUGCUGUAAUGGGCUUUGAAUAUGGAUAUAGUCUUGAUUCUCCGUAUUCACUGGUACUCUGGGAAGGACAAUUUGGUGAUUUUGCAAAUGGUGCACAAAUUAUAAUUGACCAGUUUAUCGCAUCUGCACAAACAAAGUGGUUGCGAUCGAGCGGUCUAGUGCUAUUGUUGCCCCACGGUUAUGAAGGGCAAGGACCUGAGCAUAGCUCCGCACGUAUAGAGAGAUUUUUGCAACUCUGCGCAGAGGAUAAUAUGCAGGUAGUUAAUUGUUCCACUCCGGCGAAUUACUUCCAUGUCUUACGCAGACAAAUGCUUAGAGACGUUCGUAAGCCUUUAGUAGUGUUUACACCUAAAUCACUAUUGCGUCAUAAAAGAGCAGUUUCUAACCUAUCUGACUUUGCAGGAAAAUUCCUCACAGUAAUUCCAGAAUGUAGAACAGGUUUAGUUUCAAAUAAUGAAACACGUAAAGUUGUAAUAUGCAGUGGUAAAGUUUAUUACGAUGUAAUUGCAAUGCUUGAAACACAAAAAAUAAACGAUAUAGAAGUGAUACGUUUAGAACAAUUCUAUCCGUUUCCGGACGAUAAAUUAAGCAGCGAACUUGAAAAGUACAAGAACGCUGAAAUUAUAUGGUGUCAAGAAGAACCAAAAAAUAUGGGGGGAUGGUUUUUUGUCAACCCAUUGAUAGAAGAGGUAUUAUCUGACCUCAAUAUUCAAGCAAAAAGACCAGUUUAUCGCAAUACCUGCUGCUGUAUCUCCUGCAUGUGGUUAUGCUAG
This is a messenger RNA of Parnassius apollo (apollo), 1260 nucleotides long. The record is from the annotation of a GenBank genome assembly. Lineage: Eukaryota; Metazoa; Arthropoda; Insecta; Lepidoptera; Papilionidae.